Messenger RNA from Dromaius novaehollandiae (emu), 2017 nucleotides. RefSeq names its product sarcoglycan alpha (gene SGCA). Gene Ontology annotation, molecular function: calcium ion binding. Gene Ontology annotation, cellular component: sarcoglycan complex; membrane. Bases 709 to 1899 code for a protein of 396 amino acids. The record is from RefSeq and is a predicted model, not a curated record. Lineage: Eukaryota; Metazoa; Chordata; Aves; Casuariiformes; Dromaiidae. The transcript has 10 exons.
UUCCCCUUCCGCCACCGCCCGCGCCAGGCCCGGGCCCCCCGCCGCGGCCCAACCGCGGCCGUCCCAGCACCCUCCGCUGCGUCGUGCCAAGCGGGGGGGGCAUGUGCGCACGCCUGCGGCCCCCCGUCACCAUCCCGGCGCCGCGCCGGGGUUUGCACACGUUUGCACCCCCCUGGCGUGUGCACGCGCUUCCGUGCAAGAGCACACGCGUGUGCACGGCGAUGCACGCGCUCCAGCACGCUGCCCGCACCCGGGACGGCGGGCGGGAGCCGAACCCGGCAGUGAGAUCACACCCAGAUCGGGGGGGUGACAGGGGCUGCUGGCCCUGUCCCCAAAUGUCCCGUCCCGUUUUGCUCCGGGGGCAGCAGGCAGCACAGGCAGGGGCUGCGUUUGCCGCGCGCUGCCCUCGACGCGGUGCCCGCAGCCCCGGGCUCUCGUCCCCAGCCUGAGCGGCUCCGGGGGGCACACGGGGACAAGGCCACCCCAAAACCCCAUGGCGGAGGUGACGGUGGGGCCCCCCCUGCCCUCCUUGGGGUGCAGAGGCGGCUUGGUGGCCUCCUGCCUCCCCGACGCCAGCGGCAUUAUUUCGGAGGGCAUUGGCGCCGGGGAGGAGGUGGCGGGGGGGGGACAGUCCCCGCCGUGCGCGGUGGCACCGCUGCCUCUGUCAAUCAGGCCCUGGCCGCGCUCCCGGCUGGGCCGGCGGCGAAGAUGGAGGCACCGGGGCUGCUCCGGCUCUGGGUGCUGGCAGCCGUGGCCCUCGGGGGUGCCUGGGGCUCCCUCCCCGACCUCAGCCUCUCCUCCGAGACCGAAGCCAUCUUCGUCCACGAGCUGGAGCGGGAGCCGUUCCAGGAGGCCUUCCUCGCCAUGCACGAGGAUGACAGCGAAGCCGCCCCCGAAGGCCCCAUCACCUUCCAGCCCCACCUGCGGGGCCACCCCGACCUGCCCCGCUGGCUGCGGUACGCCCAGCGCGGCCCCUCCGAGCCGGGCUACCUCUACGGCUCGCCCACGGCCGCGGAGGUGGGCACCCACGUCAUCGAGGUGCUGGCGUACGACAGGGACAGCUACGCGACGGCAGCGCAGAGGGUCAUCGUCACCGUCGUGCCCUCCCCAGCCGGGGCGCCGCCGUACCAGGGCGAGUUCUUCGUGGCGAACAGGAACGUGGAGGAGAUGCUGCCGGCGGCGGCGCGGGAGCUCUUCCGGCAGGCCGUGGACGGCGUCUGGGAGCAGGACGACCUGAGCAUCAUCAACAUCACCUCGGCCCUGGACCGGGGCGGCCGCGUCCCGCUGCCCAUCGAGGGCCGCAAGGAGGGGGUGUACGUCAAGGUGGGCUCCCGCGCCGCCUUCUCGCACUGCCUGGCCGCGGCCGCCUCGGCGCAGAGCCGCUUCCGCUGCAGCCUGGGGCAGCAGCCCGUCGCCGCCUGCUACGACACCUUCGGGCCGCAGUUCAGCAUCGACUGGUGCAACCUCACCCUGCUCGAGGUCUCCGCCACCCCCACGGCGCCGGGGCCGGCCUGGGGCCCCGGGGUGCUGGAGGAGGGCGGCGAUUUCGUGCCCCCCACCGCCUCGCUGGCCGGGGACUUCCUCGCCGGCUACCUGCUCACCAUCCUGCUGCCGCUGCUGGUGGCCGCGCUGCUCUGCCUGCUCCUGGGCCACCUCAUGUGCUGCCGCAGGGAGGGAGUGCAAAAAAGGGACAUGGAGACGUCUGACAUCCAGCUGGUCCAUCACACCACCAUCCACGGCAACGCGGAGGAGCUGCGGCACAUGGCCGGCAGCCGCGACGACGUCCCGCGGCCCCUCUCCACCCUGCCCAUGUUCAACGUGCGCACGGGCCAGCGCGCCGACCCCACGCGGGGCCUGGGGGACGCCGCCCGCCUCCCGCUCCUCCCACGCCAGCGGUAAUGGGCUGCUCCGGGUGCUCCUGCCUCUCCUGCUGCCCUGGGCUUGGUGCAAGCGGCCUGGAAAGGUCUCUGCUGCGGUGGGGUGGCGUUGGGCUGGUAAAGCUGCUCUUUAGCAACGA